Fusarium redolens is the source of this 1658-nucleotide messenger RNA. RefSeq lists its product as uncharacterized. Lineage: Eukaryota; Fungi; Ascomycota; Sordariomycetes; Hypocreales; Nectriaceae. The coding region runs from base 129 to 1658 and encodes 509 amino acids. Gene Ontology annotation, molecular function: catalytic activity. The transcript has 6 exons. Gene Ontology annotation, biological process: nucleoside metabolic process. The record is from RefSeq and is a predicted model, not a curated record.
UGACAGCUUGAUUACAUGGCUUACUUAGGAGAGAACCCUGUUCUGUGAGCUGAUCGAUUCAUGUUAGACGCCGUGAUACCUCUCUGUCUUGGCAAUAGGGCUGUGUUCUAGGACCACUCAAUAUAAACAUGAACUAUUUCCCGCUUUAUUCCUCUUCUUUCACCAUCUUUCCAACUCAGAAAGGUCAACUUUGGCCUGAACUGCGUACCGAACCAGGCAAAUGCAACGUUGUAAUCGCAGCACUUCCUUCCGGACAUUAUGGAACCACGAGUGCAGCUGUUGCCAGGGAUAUGGUACGCACAUUUUCAAACGUCAGGAUUGGCCUGAUGGUAGGCAUUGGCGGUGGUGUUCCCACGCAACAUGAUAUUCGUCUAGGCGAUCUUGUCGUCAGCUCACCUGAUCGACGUGACGGAGGCGUGAUCCAGUAUGACUACGGCAAAGCGAUACAAUGUCAGGGAUUGUUGAUCAAGGGUUCUUUGAACCAACCACCAACUUCCAUCUUGACAGCCAUGACCAAACUCAGGGCAACAAAUGCAAGAAAGGGUCACAAGAUAGAAGAAACCAUCCAGGUCAUACUGGAACAGAAUCCAAGACUAACAGACAAGUAUCAGCGGCUCUCCCCGGACAAUUAUAGGCUUUACAAAGCUGAUUUUCUGCGCGCUUCGCCUGGCAAAAGCUGCCUUUUGGCUUGUCAUAAUUCCAAUCUCAUUCCAAGAGAUGCACGGUCAUCAAGGGAGGACAAUCUCAAGAUUCACUAUGGUCUUGUCACGUCAGGUGAUCAAGUAAUGAAAGAUGCUGUCAUACGGGAUAGACUUUCAGCAGAUGAGGAGGUUCUAUGCUUUGAGAUGGAAUCUGCAGGCUUGAAUAACCAUUUUCCUUCUGCAUACGCCGAAGAGCUUAUUUUGCAGAUCUCUCCUCAAAGGGUUGAAGUUGAGAAGACGAUCGAAGAUCUCCUGGCCCAUGUUCAUGAGCCUAUACUUAAGAUACAUGAAAAGGUCGGAGCUUUAAACUUCAAAGCAAAGAAAGAAGAAGAACAAGACUUUAUCCAGCAACGCCAGCCAGACACCGGUCAAUGGUUUCUGAGAAGCGAAAGCUUCCAAGCAUGGCUGCAAUCAAAAGGUACAACACUUUACUGCCCCGGUAUGCUUGGGACAGGCAAGACCAUUCUAACAGCAACCACGACUGAGUAUCUUCGGACAAAGUUCAAGAACGAUGAUAGUAUCAGUCUUACGUAUAUUUACUGUCAUUACCAGAGGCGAGAGGAACAAACUGCUGAGAACUUACUCGCGAGUGUGUUAAGACAGCUGGCGCAGUACUAUUCUCCUUUACCAGACAUGGUGGCAUCGCUUUAUAAGACUCAUCGUCAAGGAAAUGAGGAGUUAAAGAUGCAAGAGAUGCUUCAAGUUGUUCAAGCGGUGGCCAGUUCUUUCACAAGAGUAUUUAUUGUUAUUGAUAGUUUGGAUGAGCUUGAGGCAACAGACAAAAGUAGAGGAAUGUUUCUUUCAGAAAUCUGCAAACUGCAAUCUGAAGCCGCAGUGAACAUUCUUAUUACUUUACGUCCUGAUAGGAGUCUCGACAAUAAACUACUGCCAUCAUUCAGUCAGAAAGUAUAUGCUCAAGGUUAUCAUGCUGUGUCUACUCGCGCCGUUCUAUCUUGA